This is a messenger RNA of Spirodela intermedia, 1960 nucleotides long. NCBI's taxonomy places the organism in Eukaryota, Viridiplantae, Streptophyta, Magnoliopsida, Alismatales, Araceae. The record is from the annotation of a GenBank genome assembly.
AUGGUGAGUUCCCCAUCUGAUCUUUCCAGCAUGCAUCUGGCACUUGUCUUCUUCUUUUUUAUCUCCUAGGUUGUUUUGAUCUUCGGGUUUUUGGACGGACGGAAUGAGUUCUACUUGUGUCGUAAUUUUUUUGAAGUAUAUUUUUUUCUGGGCGUUGUGCAGUCUCUGAUCGCGAACGAGGACUUCCAGCACAUUCUGCGUCUACUGAAUACGAACGUUGAUGGGAAGAAAAAGAUCAUGUUCGCCCUCACCUCCAUCAAGGGUGUCGGGCGCCGGUUUGCCAACAUCGCGUGCAAGAAGGCCGAUAUCGACAUGAAUAAGAGGUGACCUUCCCCUCCGAUAGCCUCGAGCCGGUCUACGCUGUUUGAUGGAGUGUUGCGUUCAGAUUGCUUGGGUUUUAGCGCGAGUGUUUCCUGGAUAAUUGGAUUCCAUUGUCACCUCGUCUGGAGCUAGUGUUUGGAUUUCAGAUGUUGUAGGCGUGUCAUGCGAGGAUGCCACAUUUCCAUAUUGUUUGCAUAUUUGAUUCGAAUAUGGAACAAAUUUGAGUACGGUUUUGUUCCCGGGGACUCCUCAUUUUGUGAAAAACCUGCAAACAUAAUUUCUGUGACAUUGACGCGGCAGUUCAUCAACGUCUUUCUUCUUUGAUGGAGCCAUUUUUCUUUUAGUGAUCUAUUGUUGGAGAAGAUUUAGCGUCGCGACCCGUGAUCUACGUUUGCCCAAACGUUUGUUUCUCACAGUGUUUCGUUCCAGUGCAUUUGAACUUUCUCUCUGGACAGAGGCCAUCGAUGACUAAUAAUUUUGGCAAUAUUCGCUAUCUUUUUAUCGAAUAUUAUCUUCUUGUUCAAUGGAGACUAACUGGUUGCUCCAUUCUGAUGGGAUAUAAUUAGGGCUGGCGAGCUCUCCACUGCCGAAAUUGAGAACCUGAUGACAGUCGUUGCCAACCCUCGUCAGUUCAAAAUCCCCGACUGGUUUCUGAACAGAAAGAAGGAUUACAAGGACGGUAGGUACUCCCAAGUGGUUUCCAACGCUCUUGACAUGAAGUUGAGGGAUGAUCUUGAGCGUCUGAAGAAGAUCAGGUUUGUUCUGAAUCAUCCUUGUUGUUCUCUUCAAGUCCGACGUCUUUGGAUAAAUAUAACCUCUCCACCUCACAAGUUCAUACGUUUCCUCGUGUUUUUUAAUUCGGAUUCCCAUCGCCACUGCCACGCUGCUUGGCGAUCUAGCUACUGUAAAAAAUCUCUUCUUGAUUUUUUUUGGUUAGAAGCCCUAUAUAUACCCACCCGGCUAACCUUUACCUCCAUUAUCCUGUUUAUGCUUAAUUUUUAGCUAUUUUCACUGAAUGUUCAUUAAUGAAAAGACUUAUGCGUCUAUUUCGGCAAAAUAAUAGACCAUCUGUUGUACCACACACACUGUGGUUCGUCGCCCAUCGUCAGAUUUCCUUCUUCAGCAAUCUCGCGCUAUUUUAUGAAAGGACUUUGUGGCAAUUUGUACAUGACUCUUUAAUCAUAUCCUAGACCAGGUCAUCGAUGUGGCCUGUAUCUAUCUCAGAAUGCAUCAAGGAGUGUUCAAAAACACGUUGACUUCCAGCAAUAUGCUAUUCAUUCGUUGCGCUUACAGUGACCCCUCCCCCCCACCCACACACACACACACACACACACACACAGAUCCCCCUCUCCGUGUAUGAUGAGCUCCUGCUAAAGUUUUUCUUUUUCCUUUUCACAUGAGAGAAACUUAGAAACUGUUGGGAAUUCAUAAACAUCAUCUUCAAAUAGCAAUCCAGGGAACGUUGACUCACGGCAAUGUUUUGACUUGUUGAGAUUAUCGGGUGCAUGACUGAUUUUAUUGCCGGGUUCUCAGGAAUCACCGGGGCCUGAGACAUUACUGGGGCCUUCGCGUCCGCGGGCAGCACACCAAGACCACUGGUCGGCGGGGGAAGACUGUCGGUGUCUCCAAGAAGCGAUGA